AUGCCCCAAAAAACACAGAAUUCCUUCACAGGGUAUGUCCCAUCCUCUAUUUGUCUCCAACAUUCUUCUCCAUUCCUUAGGCUAUUGGAUUUUUCUUCCAAUCUAUUGAAUGGCGACCUUGCUCCUGGGCUAGGGAAGUGUUCUGAACUGCAGGUUUUUCGUGCCGGUCACAAUAACCUCUUAGGAUUAUUUCCAGAAGAUAUCUAUAAAGCUACCAAACAUGAAGAAAUUGCAUUACCUCUCAAUUCACUACAUGGAGCCAUUAGUGAUAAAAUUGUCAACCUCGCCAACCUUGCCAUCCUUGACCUCUCCUUUAAUCAUUUUGGCCACAAGCUUCCUAUCAAUUUGGGGAAGCUCUCCAAGUUGAAGUUUGUGACCUUUGAUUUCAACAAUUUAGUAGGGGUAACGAAGAUGUUGAUGAGUUGCAAAAGUCUUCACACACUCUUGCUUGGUGGUUCCUUUGUGGGUGAGGGAAUGCCAUCUGAUGAUGACAUGGUUGAUUUCGACGGAUUCCAAAAUCUUCAGUUUUUGAGUUGGCUGAUUCUGACAUCACUGGUCAAAUACCUUGGUUAUAUACCUGCUGAGAUCAGCCAAUUGCAGCUUCUCCGCCAUUUGGUUCUUGGCUCCAACAACUUCGCCGGCAUCAUUCCAGACCAAAUAUCUGACCUCCAAAAUUUAGAGAUCUUGGACCUCUCCAUGAAUCACUUGUCUGGAAUAAUCCCAUCAUCAUUGGCGAGGCUUAAUUUCUUGAAAGAAUUUAAUGCCUUGUACAAUAACCUUGAAGGACCAAUACCAACAGGCACCCAACUCCAAAGUUUCAAUGCUUUCACCUUUGAAGAGAAUCCAAAACUUUGUGGUGCCCCACUCCCAAAUAAGUGUGGACCAAGUAAGGGCAUUGAUACAGAUAACAAGAACAAUAAAGACAUGGACAAUAGGCUUCAUCAACUUCCGUGGUUUCAUAUUUUCACUGCGUUGGGGUUCAUAGUGGGAUUUUGGGGAGUGUGUGGUUCUUUUAUUAUUAACAAGACAUGGAGAUACGCAUAUUUUCUAUUUAUAGACAAUCUACAAGAUAGGGUCUAUGUGGUUUGA
This is a messenger RNA of Prunus armeniaca (apricot), 1089 nucleotides long. The record is from the annotation of a GenBank genome assembly. Lineage: Eukaryota; Viridiplantae; Streptophyta; Magnoliopsida; Rosales; Rosaceae.